AUGUCUCUUAUUCAACUUGAACAAGACUUUCCAAUUGGUUUCGCAGAGAAUAGAGAUCAAACAGGAGAAACAACUGAAUACUAUGUUGAAUGGCUUGAUGAUAGCGCAGAGUUUCCAGGUUUAGCCGCAGCACCUUCCUUGAACAAUGCAAACCUUACUGGUGGUAACUGGGAGCUUCUUCAACGCAAGGAACUGAACGAUGAAGACAACGUCGUGGAAGAAGAUGAAGGCGCUUGGUUCAAAAUCAGCACUACAGAUCAACAUCCAUUGUAUGCUCAAGUAACUGAAAAGAAUGCAGCUGAAUUGCAACCAACAAAGAGACGCAUUCAGCCCCUUUGGCCCGUACAAGAAACUCGUAUCAAGCGUGCUAAUGAUAAAGAAGAUGCCAUUGAUGAAGAUACUUAUCAAGAUGAUUUGGGCGCUGAGUUAAUUGAUAUUCACAAAGCACAAAGCCGAAGGGCCAAUCGUAUGGGUAAAUUGCGCAAAUAUCAUGACUUGAAGACAAUAGAUCUCCACGUACAAGGUGUGUUCCGAGUCGCUUAUUCACCAAAAGGAGCAGCUGAUGUUGUUUGGCUUCCUUACGACACUUCUGACCCCAGUGCAACCAUCUCUCAGCACAUCUUCAACAUGAAUGCUGAUCCUAAAGCUCAAGCAUUACGCUAUGCAUCAAGAUUCAGCCAUAAUUUCAAGAAAUUUGCUUGCAAGACCAACCAUUCAAAGCACCCUUCCUUCCCUGAUAAUGGUGAAUUUUCUGUUCAUUCAGCCAUCGUUAAAAACUAA
Molecule: messenger RNA, 780 nt
Organism: Mucor velutinosus
Lineage: Eukaryota; Fungi; Mucoromycota; Mucoromycetes; Mucorales; Mucoraceae
Exons: 1
Coding region: 1-780 (259 amino acids)
Source: RefSeq, a predicted model, not a curated record